AUGAAUUUACACCUUGUCGGGAAGGCGACACUUGCAAAGGAAAUAUACAAUUGUUGUGCUGCCCAGAAGAAGUUUAGGCACAUGACUUAUCUGGAGAUCGAUCUGGACAAGUCAAAUGUGCAAGUUAGGCCCAUGUGGUCAAGGAAGUCACGGAAGCAAGUGUUGUGGGAUCUUCUCCGGGUACAGAUGAGUACUUCAAACGAUUACAUAUCUUGGUUUCGGAAAGCAUCCACCAUGGGGCCUGUAUUGAUUGUGCUUGAUGGUGUUCACAAGAUAGGCCAGUUUGAGUUUAUUAUACCUUUCGCAAAGGACCUCCAUGCAGGCAGUCGCAUCAUCAUCACAUCUCGCGAUGGAAGCAUUUUCAACAAUAUUGCAGGAAGAGCAGGUUCAGUUGUUCGCCGUUUGUUUAUGGUCUCUAAACUCGGCCCAAGUAAUUCCAAUAAGCUUUUCAAUUGGCAUGCAUUUCAAGCUGAGGAAGCUCCAGAAGACUAUAGAGAGCUAGCUGAGGAUAUUGUGAAAUCGUGUGGAGGUUUGCCGCUUGCACUGAAGGUGUUUGGAUCGAGCUUGUGCAACAGAACAGCGGAUAGAGAUCGAGAAAGGAUAUGGCCGGAAGCAGUGCGUGCAUUGAGGCAAAGUGGAGAUGUCAUGGAUGUAUUGAGAUGGAGCUAUGACAUCCUCACUGAAUCUGAGAAGCACAUGUUUGUCGAUAUCACAUGUCUCUUCUAUGGUCGGCCAUUGAAGGAGGCCAAACCAUACUGGAAAAGUUGUGAAGAUUGUGCGUCGUGUGGUGGUGUACAGUGUCUCGACCUUUCGUUACGAAAUCUUUUCAGCAAAAAUUUGGCGGUGGUGGUGGUGGACCUUUUUUCUUGUCCCGCGUCUAGAAGUGCAUGAUUUGUUACGAGAUUUGGGUCAAGACAUUGCAAAGAACGCUGAAACUCAUUUUGUCAAUGAUAUUAUUGCAGAAGCA
Messenger RNA from Physcomitrium patens, 967 nucleotides. RefSeq names its product disease resistance protein RUN1. Lineage: Eukaryota; Viridiplantae; Streptophyta; Bryopsida; Funariales; Funariaceae. Gene Ontology annotation, biological process: defense response. Gene Ontology annotation, molecular function: ADP binding. The record is from RefSeq and is a predicted model, not a curated record.